AUGUCGUCAUUAUUAAGCUAUGAAACGCUUGUUCACGCGAUGGCUGGAGCUACGGGUAGUGUGGUCGGAAUGGCUACAUUUUAUCCUUUAGACAUAUUGCGAUCUAGAAUACAAGUUGAAGACUCUCCUAAACUUCGUGGAUCAUCACUACAGCUUCUUUUCAAAUUAGCAAAUGAAGAGGGUAUUGAGUCAUUGUACCAUGGUUUAUGUCCAGUUUUGCAGUCUUUGUCUAUAUCUAAUUUUGUUUAUUUUUAUACAUUCCAUGCAUUAAGAAAAGCAGCUAAGACUCAAAGUUCAGCACUGGGAGAUUUAGCUUUUGGUAUGUUGGCCGGUAGUGUUAAUGUUCUACUUACCUCUCCUCUUUGGGUAGUAAACACUAGAAUGAAGUUUGAUAAGUAUUCUUAUCCAAACCUAUUUGAGGGUCUGUACAUUAUUUUUAAGAAAGAAGGUAUGAAGGGCUUGUGGUCAGGUACAAUACCAUCCUUGUUGUUAGUAUCAAAUCCAGCUAUUCAGUUUAUGAUUUAUGAAGCUUUGAAAAGACAUUUAGUAUCUAAAGGACAUUUUAGUUCAUAUACUGCAUUUUUACUUGGUGCCAUAGCUAAGGCUAUAGCAACCACCAUAACAUACCCCUUACAACUGGUUCAAUCGAGACUUAGAGCAGGCACAAGUAUAAAGCCUGUAUUUAAAGAUAUUAGAUCAAAUCCCUCAGUAAUGUUUCGUGGCUUGGAAGCUAAAUUAUUGCAAACUGUUAUGACAGCAGCUUUAAUGUUUUUAAUUUAUGAGAAAAUUGUUCAUACGGUUUUGACCAUAAUGAGAGUAAAAUUGCAAAAACAUUAGUUUAAUUUUUGUCUGUCUUAAUAGAUUUAAAAGCAAUAUUAUAAGUGAAGUAAAUAUUGUUUAAUAUUUUGAGUGGAUUAAUUAUAUUGGUGGUUGGGUGGUUUGGUUAUGGUCUCAUUGGUGUGGUUACUAAAGAUAGUAAUGGAAGAACCAUCAUUUCUAUUAAAUGGGAGGAGACAAUUACAAAAUUAUACUUUGUAUAGAGUUCUACUUAAGACAUUUAAAUUGUUAUAGAUGUAGAUGGCUAGACUAGGUACAUCAAAUUGUUAUAUAGCUUCUAUUAUAGCAACCAUGACAUGAAAAAGUGA
This is a messenger RNA of Melitaea cinxia (Glanville fritillary), 1145 nucleotides long. It is a transcript of the gene PMP34, whose product is annotated as peroxisomal membrane protein PMP34. The record is from RefSeq and is a predicted model, not a curated record. Lineage: Eukaryota; Metazoa; Arthropoda; Insecta; Lepidoptera; Nymphalidae. The transcript is spliced from 3 exons. Gene Ontology annotation, cellular component: peroxisomal membrane. Gene Ontology annotation, molecular function: ATP transmembrane transporter activity; NAD transmembrane transporter activity; FMN transmembrane transporter activity. The coding region runs from base 1 to 837 and encodes 278 amino acids.